ACUUGAAAGGCAGCGAUGGAAGCCUUUUGCCGCUCAGAGGACAUGCUGGCAAAGGCAUCCCAGGUCUGGGUGAUGCUGGAUGACAUGGCCGAGAGUUCUCCCGAGAGUUACCGCCAAUUCAUGCAGCAGCAAUUCAACAGUGCAAAGCAAUAUUAUGCUCCUCCUGAGCCAUAUCUGUGCCUGGAAGCCCAGAUCUUGGAGCCAACUGAAAACCGACUGUUCGUGAACCUCUGCAGUUGGAAUAAAGUCCCCCCUCCCCAGUCCCAAUCCGACCCAGUCCCGUUAAGUGCUGGCAAAAUGGAUAUGUUUGCAAAGUCAGAGUCUUACAGAGUCAUCGACAUUGCAUACAAUCCAUCUGUCCUCGAGCAAGAAAAGAACCCAUUAGAGAAAGACCAGCUGAUUCGCUUAUCCCUGAAGUUCAUUGAGGAGCAUUACAACAUCACUCUGUCUCCCACGUACAGUAUUGCAACAGUUAAAAUGAAAGGAAGCAUGGAAAGGAUGAGGCAGAGCUUGCGGGGAGGGCAUCCGACAGUGUCCCCGCCUACAAAGAGCACAAAGUAUGAGGGGAUACUUGACCAGCUGAGAGACAUCACAGCACCCGAGGAAGACAGCAGUCGGACUCUGCCAGCAGAGAAAACGGUUCCCUGUAAACCGUGCCUCAUUGAGGAGAUUUCUAGUAUGGAGAGGCCAGAGGAACUGAGGUCUCUGGCCUAUGAAGUCACCACCAGGAAGGAUGCCAGCGGAAAAGCCCUGAAGCUUGAAGUGAAAGUUGAAGUGCCAGAGGUGUGCUGCAUCUCCGAGUGUAACCUGAGCGUUUCUAAGGAUGACCUGUUGAUCGAAUGCCCUCGAAAAUACCAACUGCACUUGAGUCUGCCGGAGUCUGUGGAGGAGGAAGCCGUAUCGGCAAGGUUUUUCAAGAAGAAAGGGGUCCUGCUGAUCACCAUGCCGGUUUGCCAAGAGAAGCAAGAGCCGAGUGUUGAGUGA
Molecule: messenger RNA, 984 nt
Organism: Euleptes europaea (tarantolino)
Lineage: Eukaryota; Metazoa; Chordata; Lepidosauria; Squamata; Sphaerodactylidae
Gene: PIH1D2
Product: PIH1 domain containing 2
Exons: 5
Coding region: 16-984 (322 amino acids)
Biological process (GO): rRNA processing; box C/D snoRNP assembly
Cellular component (GO): cytoplasm; ribonucleoprotein complex; R2TP complex
Source: RefSeq, a predicted model, not a curated record